GUUUGAAGCUGCCAUGGCUGGUCCGCGCGUGCGGCUGGUGGUCACCGCAGAUGACUUCGGUUACUGUCCGCGGCGCGAUGAGGGCAUCGUGGAGGCCUUCCUGGCAGGGACUGUGACCAGUGUGUCCCUGCUGGUUAACGGCGCGGCCGCGGAGAGCGCGGCGGAGCUGGCCCGCAGGCACAGCAUCCCUACCGGCCUCCACGCCAACCUGUCCGAAGGUCGACCUGUAGGCCCAGCCCGCCUAGGCGCCUCGUCGCUGCUGAGCCGCGAAGGCUUCUUUCUGGGCAAGAUGGGAUUCCGGGAGGCGGUAGCUGCUGGAGACGUGGCUUUGCCUCAGGUGCGGGAGGAGCUGGAGGCCCAAUUAAGCCGCUUCCGGGAAUUGCUGGGCAGGGACCCUACGCAUGUGGACGGACAUCAGCAUGUGCACGUACUCCCAGGUGUGUGUCAGGUGUUUGCCGAGUCGCUGCAGGCUUAUGGGGUGCGCUUCACACGACUGCCGCUAGAACGUGGUGUGAGCGGCUGCGCGUGGCUGGAAGACCCAGCCCGUGCCUUCGCCUGCACAGUGGAGCGCGAUGCCAGGGCGGCUAUGGGUCCUUUCUCCCGUCAUGGCCUAUGCACCUACAGGUGGACGGAUGCUUUCGUGGGCCUGAGCACUUGCGGCCGACACAUGUCUGCUCACCGCGUACUGGGGGCGCUGGCGAGAGCCUUGGAAGGUAUCCCUGCAGGCCAUGCCCUGACAGCCGAGCUGAUGGCACACCCUGGUUACCCCAGUGUGCCUCCAGCCGGGGGCUGUGGUGAGGGCCCUGAUGCUUUCUCCUGCUCUUGGGAGAGGCUGCAUGAGCUGCGGGUCCUCACAGCGCCCACUCUGCGGGCCCAGCUUGCCCAAGAUGGCGUGCAGCUCUGCGCCCUUGACGACCUGGACUCCAAGAGGCCCCGGGAGUUCUGCAAGGCCACUCUGGAACCCUUCUUGGAGCCCUGCCCCACCAUAACUCCGACAGUGAGCCGAUCGCUAAUGCCCCUUAUAGGUGUGGAGGAAAGGGGCCAGAAUAACCUCUGGGCACAGCCUGGAACCAUGGCCUGGGCAGGAACCCACUUCCCACAGUGAGACACUGCCUGCUUUGUGCCCAGGUCCUCAUGGUUCAGAGUGACAGCCAGGUAUUAAGGAAUCCACUCUUGGCUGCAUGCAGGCCCAGACAAUGACAUCUGGGCCUGCAGAGCAUUUGGUGACAAUUCACAUUGUAAUGUAAACCCCUGACUGGGCAGGGGC
Urocitellus parryii (Arctic ground squirrel) is the source of this 1267-nucleotide messenger RNA. It is a transcript of the gene Ydjc, whose product is annotated as YdjC chitooligosaccharide deacetylase homolog. The record is from RefSeq and is a predicted model, not a curated record. Gene Ontology annotation, molecular function: deacetylase activity. Lineage: Eukaryota; Metazoa; Chordata; Mammalia; Rodentia; Sciuridae. Gene Ontology annotation, biological process: carbohydrate metabolic process.